Limulus polyphemus (Atlantic horseshoe crab) is the source of this 1428-nucleotide messenger RNA. Its product is annotated as ubiquitin carboxyl-terminal hydrolase 43-like. The record is from RefSeq and is a predicted model, not a curated record. NCBI's taxonomy places the organism in Eukaryota, Metazoa, Arthropoda, Merostomata, Xiphosura, Limulidae. Gene Ontology annotation, biological process: protein deubiquitination. The annotation marks the transcript as partial. Gene Ontology annotation, molecular function: cysteine-type deubiquitinase activity. The transcript has 8 exons.
AUAGUUUUGAUUGAGUUAGGAGAUGAUGGUUUUCAGCAGACCUACAGCGAUGAUGACAGCUUAUCCCUCGUUGAUGAGAAUCAAGAAGUGUACGCCGUAGAAACUCCAGAAUUCAAACCAGCCACACAAAGUGAGGGGGAAUACAUACUUCUCUUGUGGGUUAACAGAAUUGGAACAGGAACUCAGGGAAGGAUGUUUGGUUCUCCGUAUGUAGUCCAAAUCUCCAGGGAAGCCACAUUUAAAGAAAUACAGAAACAGAUGCUGGUAGCAAUGGAUGACAUACUACAGAAUGAUGUUUCGUUAGAGAACAUUGGAAUUGUGCUACGUUUGAGGGUUAUUGGUGGACUUUCUGGCAAAUGUUACUUACCCAGUGACGUGGACCACCCAUUGUACAUGCCAACUGUUGACCAUGCUUUGGAAGCUUUGGAAGCCACCACUCUAACAGGGCCACAACAUUUGAAGUUGAUAGUGGAAUGGGAUCAGGAGACAAAGGAGGAAAUGAUCAGUGAUGUAGAAGUCCUUAUGGAAGUAGAUCCUAGUGUUCAGAAACUAAGAAACCAACAAAAACAGGUGCCUAAAGUAACUCUAGAUGAGUGUUUCCAACAUUAUUUUGUGGAAGAAAAGCUUGGAGAGGACAAUGCUUGGAUGUGUCCUUCGUGCCGCCAACAUCAACUAGGGGUGAAACAACUCAGCCUGUGGUCCUGUCCUGAUUAUUUUAUUAUUCAUCUCAAACGGUUCAGACAGUCCUCCAGUCAACGUACCAAGUUAAAAAGCCUAGUAGAAUUUCCUGUUUCGGGACUAGACAUGGCUCCAUAUGUUGCUCAAAGGAAUCCCAUCCUGAUCAACAGUCAUCCCAAUGGAAUGUGGACGUGGUCCCCCUGGAAACGUCCAAGGACACAGAACUUCACUUAUCCUGAAGAAAAUGUGUAUGAGUUAUAUGCAGUUUGUAAUCACCAUGGAAACAUGCAAGCAGGACAUUAUACAGGUAAACUUAAUGAUGAAUUUUUUAAUGGUGUGAGUGGUAUAUUUGAUUACAGUAAUGGUGUGAGUGGUAUAUUUGAUUACAGUAAUGGUGUGAGUGGUAUAUUUGAUUACAGUAAUGGUGUGAGUGGUAUCUUUGAUUACAGUAAUGGUGUGAGUGGUAUAUUUGAUUACAGUAAUGGUGUGAGUGGUAUAUUUGAUUACAGUAAUGGUGUGAGUGAAUCCUCAUUUGAUACUAUAAACCUUCGACAUAAGGGUCCCUUCCAGCGGGGUGAAAGGAGGUUCGCCAGUAUGAUCCCACUAACACCACCUAAGAAAGACUUGUUAGUGGACAGACAUUCGGGUGAUGAAGCUCCAAAAGAAGAAGUAGGUAAAAGUGAUUUAGAUGAGAAGAGUGAUAAAGGUGCAUCUCCUGGACAGACGGUGUUUCGGGUAACAGCAGUGUGA